Messenger RNA from Manis pentadactyla (Chinese pangolin), 4622 nucleotides. RefSeq names its product potassium voltage-gated channel modifier subfamily S member 1 (gene KCNS1). Gene Ontology annotation, cellular component: membrane; voltage-gated potassium channel complex. Gene Ontology annotation, biological process: protein homooligomerization; regulation of delayed rectifier potassium channel activity; potassium ion transmembrane transport. The transcript has 3 exons. Bases 424 to 1920 code for a protein of 498 amino acids. Gene Ontology annotation, molecular function: protein binding; delayed rectifier potassium channel activity. Lineage: Eukaryota; Metazoa; Chordata; Mammalia; Pholidota; Manidae. The record is from RefSeq and is a predicted model, not a curated record.
UAACAGGGAGCUAUUAUUACUGUGGCUCUGCUUUCCUCAGAGAAGCUCAGGCUGAAAUCCCUCUUAGGAAACCCGCGUCCCCUAAAUGACUCGUCUUCCCUGGGCCCUGACGUGGGGGAAGCCCGGAGCUUGGGCCCAGUCUCCAGCACCACCCCCCGCCGAGUCAGGAAUAGAAACCACUGCCUCCGGCUUCCCGUGGCCUCCCUCCCUCCCUCCCCGGCAGUGAUCGAUGCUGCCUCAGCUGGGGGCAGGAGGAAGACGAGAAGGACGGCCCGGGGCCUCCCGCGGCAGCGAGCCUCCGCGGGUCAGAGGGGACACAGAGGAGCCAGGAGCGGCCAGUGUCUCCCCAGCCUCGGCGCCUUCAGGGACAGACGCCCCGGCGGGCUUCCUGGAGGAGCUGGGACAGGCGAGCGCACUGAAGCCAUGGUGAGCGAGUCCCCGGGGCCCGGUGGCCGUGUCCCUUGGCGGCGAAGCGACGAGGUGCUGCGCGUGAACGUGGGCGGCGUGCGGCGGCGGCUGAGCGCACGCGCCGUGGCGCGCUUCCCGGGCAUGCGGCUGGGCCGCCUGCAGGCAGCGGCGUCCGAGGAGCAGGCGCGGCGCCUGUGCGACGACUACGACGCUGCGGCGCGCGAGUUCUACUUCGACAGGCACCCGGGCUUCUUCCUGGGCCUGCUGCACUUCUACCGCACGGGCCGCCUGCACGUGCUCGACGAGCUGUGCGUCUUCGCCUUCGGCCAGGAGGCCGACUACUGGGGCCUGGGCGAGAGCGCGCUGGCCACGUGCUGCCGCGCGCGCUACCUGGAGCGGCGGGUGACGCGGCCGCGCGCCUGGGACGAGGACAGCGACGCCCCAAGCAGCACGGACCCGUGCCCUGACGAGAUCUCCGACGUGCAGCGCGAGCUGGCGCGCUACAGUGGUGCGCGCUGCGGCCGCCUGCGCCGCCGCCUCUGGCUCACUAUGGAGAACCCGGGCUACUCGCUGCCCAGCAAGCUCUUCAGCUGCGUCUCCAUCGGCGUGGUGCUCGCCUCCAUCGCCGCCAUGUGCAUCCACAGCCUGCCCGAGUACCAGGCCCGCGAGGCGGCUGCCGCCGUGGCUGCAGUGGCCGCUGGCCGCAGCGCAGCAGGCAUGCGGGACGACCCGGUGCUGAGGCACUUGGAGUACUUCUGUAUCGCCUGGUUCAGCUUCGAGGUAUCAUCGCGCCUCCUGCUGGCACCCAGCGCGCGCAACUUCUUUUGCCACCCUCUCAACCUCAUUGACAUCGUGUCGGUACUGCCCUUCUACCUCACACUGCUGGCAGGCAUGGCGCUUGGCGACCGGGUCGGCACAGGCGGCGAGGAGCUUGGCGACCUGGGCAAAGUGGUACAAGUGUUCCGCCUCAUGCGCAUCUUCCGUGUCCUCAAGCUGGCACGCCACUCCACCGGCCUGCGCUCGCUGGGCGCCACGCUCAAGCACAGCUACCGUGAGGUGGGCAUCUUACUGCUGUACCUGGCCGUGGGUGUGUCUGUGUUCUCCGGCGUGGCCUACACAGCUGAGAAGGAAAAGGACGUGGGCUUUGACACCAUCCCAGCCUGCUGGUGGUGGGGCACAGUGAGCAUGACCACCGUGGGCUACGGAGACGUAGUGCCGGUGACAGUGACUGGCAAGCUGGCAGCCUCGGGCUGCAUCUUGGGGGGCAUCCUGGUGGUAGCGCUCCCCAUCACCAUCAUCUUCAACAAGUUCUCCCAUUUCUACCGACGCCAGAAGGCUCUGGAGGCCGCCGUGCGCAACAGCCACCACCGGGAAUUUGAGGACUUGCUGAGCAGCAUUGAUGGGGUGUCGGAGUCGUCUCUGGAGACAUCCCGUGAGACCUCCCAGGAGGCAAGGUCUGCAGAUCUGGAGUCCCAGGACCCCAGUAGGCCUCCAAGCUCUCAGAUUUAUUAAAACCAAGGCUCCAGGUCCACCUUCCCACAUCUGUACAGUCAGCUGAUGCAGAGCAGAGAUGCCUCCCCUGCUUACAUUCUUCAUGGCAGCAUGGCCUCAGGAUGGCUCACCGGGGCCUGAGAAGUGGCACCCCGAGCCUGAAUGCCUUCCUCCAAAGACUCAGCACCAGGAUAGUGUUACCCUAGAUUCUGUGAGCCUGGAGAGCAACCCAGAGACCUUUAUAAACAAACCUCCCACCCAUCCACGAGGCAGGCAUGAGCCAGAGAAGUCUAAAGGAUGCUAGCAAUUGUCUUUAAGCCAGAUCACAUCUGGCCCUGUGUUGGAGGAUGAGAAUUAUCCCCAUUUCACAGAUAAGGAAACUGAGGCUCAGUGAGGUACAAUGAUUUGCCCACACAACUAGAAGUGGUGAGGCCAAGUCUGGAAUCCAGGUUUGUUGGUCUGCCAAGACCUAUGUUCCACUCGAGUUUGCGUGUGGUUUUAGAGGAUUUGUGGAUCCCCAGAUUGACCCAAAGGGUUAGAAUCCUCUGCCAGAGCUAGGGAAAGGACUGGGCGGUGGAUCAGAUGUAAGAGGCCUGGACCCCCCGUGGUCUUUUCCAGCAGAUUCCAACAAGAGUCAGCUCUCAAAGAUGAGGUCUGAGGGGAAGGAUGAGGGCUCUGCCUCCUUCGCUGAUGUGCAAGAUUUGCUUCCUCCCAGGGCUGGCUAGAGACACAGAGAAUCUGAGAGGCCCUGUCCUGCGGCCUGAGGUCUAGACCCAGAUGAGUUAGGGCCUGAUGUGUGAAUGUCCUGCCCCAUGUGAUGUCCCUGCCCCAUCUCUGGAUUUCAGCCCAUCUGUAAAAUGGCCACAGUCUGUGCCCCAGGGGAAGAUGAAAGACAAAUGGGGCAGGGGAGGCACUGGUGAAAGCCAGCUAGGCUCUGAAAUAUUGGUGGCAAGGAGCUACCAUGCAUGGACACCUGUGCCCCCUGCAUCCCCUCAGUAUGACCUUGGCAGUUUCCUUCUGUCCACCAUGCAGACCUCCAACCCUACUUUGAGUUACUGUCCAGGCAAAACCGUGGGACUCCUGUCCCUUUUGGCCAGCUCCAGCCCCCUCAUCCUUGCUGGGUACAUGCCUAUCCUAUUCACCUGCUGAAUCCUCCUCUACUUGCUGAGAAAGUUGGGAGCAAAGGGUCCCCUUACAUACACUGUUGCUGGAACGCCCAUCACUACACUGUCACUGCCUGGCUCUGGCUCCGUCUGUGCCACCACACUGAGCUUCAAAAUGGAACUCAUUGUCUGGUUGAACUGGACUUGGUGAGGAGCAGGUAUUUAGUAAAUGUUGAAUGAAUCAACCAAUGUGUACAGCCUACUGUGUGCCAAGUAUUUGGGAGAGAGAGGAAAUAGCCAGAGGGAACCCUGGCCAUCAAGUGGGUGUAGACAAGACUGAAAAGGGGGUCCUUCAGUUCUGCCUCCCUCUUCCUCCUUGCUUUUUGAGGCUUUUACAAUGAUUUCCAUGUCAAUUCUUCACUCACUCAUUCAACAGAUAUCUUCUAGAGGGGUCAUAAGCCGGGGCUUCAUGUGUGGCCUGCAGGCAUGUUUUGUCAAGCUGAACAGUAUUUUUAGUUUUUUUUCUUUUAAUUCCAGUGCCUUUGGGUGAGGCACACACUCUCCAGUGCCCACAGUGCCCCCUGUACACCCCCCGAAUGGACAUUACUGAGUUAGCACCCCCACUGCUCAGGCUUACUUCACCCCCAGCUUCCAAUUUAUUAACUGCCUGUUAGGUCAGGAGAUAGAGUGGAGACAAAAUAUACAGACAAGUGGGGGAGAUGGAUUUUAAUCCAAUUAUCAUAAAUAUGUAAUAUGAGCUCUGCUAAGUACAGGGCACUCUGAGUGUGUGUAAUGUAGCAGGAACUGUUGACCAAGGUCAGAGAAGACUCCUGAGCAAGUGACGACUUAACUUGCCAUCACGGGGAUCAAUAACUAAGUGGGCAACCCUACAGACAAGUCUCCCAAGCUGAGGGAACGGUGUGGGCAGAGGCCUUGUGUCAUACACAGGGCCUGGCACCUAGUUGGCCCCGACAUGUGGGUGGAUUCUGCAUCUCCAAAUGGAGCAAGACUGGAGCCAAGCUAAGGGGCUGCUCACGAAGUCACCAGCCUUUCUGCACCCUCACCUCGUAACAUCGAGGCCCAGCUCUCCCAGGUCGGAGCGUGGAAACCAGGAGGGCUGCAUGCACUAACUACCCUUAUGAUCUUCCUGAACCUAUGAAGGAGCCAGCUUCCAGACUUUCUGACCCCACAGACAAGUCCCUAAAGCCAGUGUGGGGAAAGCUCGGGGAGAGCCCCCUGGCCUGUGUCCCUCGUGAGGUUCCCUGUGGUCCUGGCGGAAAAGCAGCAGCUUACUCCCACUCGCACGUGUCAGUGGAAACCAUCAUGCAAAUAAAGAGGCCGGGCCCCGGACCCUGUAAGGAGGUGGCUGCCUGGCAUGCUUUCUGGGUGCCCAGGGACGGUGGUCGAUACAUGGACUCAGAAUCCAUGUUCUGUGUUUUCACUCUUGGAUUUGGCACAGGUUAUAAGUGACAGGACCCAGCUGGAACUAACUUGGUCAGAAAUGUCAAUUCAUUAGCAUAAAUAAUUAAAGUGAUGAACAACUGUUACAAUUAUAAUUCUUUGGUUGUAAACAACAGAAACUGGCUAUUGUAUGAAAAAAAAUAAAUUUAUUGGAAAGUA